Molecule: messenger RNA, 2453 nt
Organism: Nannospalax galili (Upper Galilee mountains blind mole rat)
Lineage: Eukaryota; Metazoa; Chordata; Mammalia; Rodentia; Spalacidae
Gene: Stk11
Product: serine/threonine kinase 11
Exons: 10
Coding region: 838-2187 (449 amino acids)
Biological process (GO): DNA damage response; regulation of cell growth; positive regulation of vesicle transport along microtubule
Cellular component (GO): nucleus; cytoplasm
Molecular function (GO): protein serine/threonine kinase activity; protein kinase activator activity; ATP binding
Source: RefSeq, a predicted model, not a curated record
UGCUGCGUCUGCGCGUCGCAGGGCGGUAAACAAGAUGGCGGCGGCGUGUGGGGCUGGGAAAGGGGAGGCUGCCCGCGGCGCCCGCGAGUGAGGCGCGAGCCACAGAGGGCGGUGCCGGCGUGGAGCUUUCUCUCGCGGCGGGCAUCUUUCUGCCUGGAGCUCGGUCCCCCCUCGCCGCUCCGGCCUCCUGCCUGUCGCGCGGCGGCUUGGCGGCGAGGGGGACGGCGCCGCCGCUCGGACUGUUUUUUUUUUUUUCCCUCCCUCCCUGGAGUCUCCGGAAGAUUCCCUGUUCGAACUUGGGAAGCCAGCAGCGUGUCCUGGUGUCCCCCGUCCGGGUGGAGCUCGCGUCGGUCACGGAACUAAGAGUCCGCGCGCGCUUUGCGCGCGGGCCGGACAUGGACGGCGCGAACCGGGCUUGGCGCGGCAGCCGGCGCUACUGAGCGCGCGGCGCUAGCGGCGACCAUGACCUAGCGGGUCGCGCACCGCGACGGCGGACCGUCGCCUCCGCCGGAAGCAGCGUCCCCGGGGACCUGAAUUGAGGGGGGACGCGAGGGUUGGAGGGGUGGGCUCGUUGCUUUUAUUUUCCUUUUCUUUUUCCUCCUUGAACAUCUAGAAGAAAAUAAUCAAAAGCGAAGAAUUUUGGCGCCCAGAAAGGGGACGUGGACCCCCCCCCCGGGCUUUUGAGGGGCCUGAGAGAAUUUCUGAGGGAAGAGAAUCGUUUUGUUUUUUUUUUGUUUGUUUGUUUCCUGAAUAUUUGGAAGAAAGGAGAAAUUAAACAAAGUGAAAGUAGUAAAGAGUUGGCGCCCCCAACGGGGACGAGGUGCAGGCCCAGGCAACAUGGACCUGGCAGACCCCCAGCCGCUGGGCCUGUUCCCUGAGGGCGAGCUCAUAUCGGUGGGUAUGGACACUUUCAUCCACCGCAUCGACUCCACCGAGGUCAUCUACCAGCCCCGCCGCAAGCGCGCCAAGCUUAUUGGCAAGUACCUGAUGGGAGACCUGCUGGGUGAGGGCUCCUACGGCAAGGUGAAGGAGGUGCUGGACUCCGAGACGCUCUGCCGCAGGGCGGUCAAGAUCCUCAAGAAGAAGAAGCUGAGACGCAUCCCCAAUGGAGAGGCUAACGUCAAGAAGGAGAUCCAGCUGUUGCGGCGGCUGCGGCACCGGAAUGUGAUCCAGCUGGUGGACGUAUUGUUCAAUGAGGAGAAGCAGAAGAUGUAUAUGGUGAUGGAGUACUGUGUGUGCGGCAUGCAGGAAAUGUUGGACAGCGUGCCUGAGAAACGCUUCCCUGUGUGCCAGGCCCAUGGGUACUUCUGCCAGUUGAUCGACGGGCUGGAGUACCUGCACAGCCAGGGCAUUGUGCAUAAGGACAUCAAGCCAGGCAACCUGCUGCUCACCACCAGUGGCACGCUUAAGAUCUCCGACCUUGGCGUUGCCGAGGCCCUGCACCCCUUUGCCGUUGAUGACACCUGCCGGACCAGCCAGGGCUCCCCAGCCUUCCAACCACCCGAGAUCGCCAAUGGGCUGGAUACCUUUUCUGGCUUCAAGGUGGACAUCUGGUCAGCUGGGGUCACGCUGAGUGGGAGGCCCCCCAGUCUCAGGUGCUGCCAGCCUGACUCUAUCCUCCCGUUUAGUUACAAUAUCACCACGGGCCUCUACCCAUUUGAGGGUGACAAUAUCUACAAGCUGUUCGAGAACAUCGGGAGAGGGGACUUCACCAUCCCGUGUGACUGCGGUCCGCCACUCUCAGAUCUGCUCCGAGGGAUGUUGGAAUAUGAGCCAGCCAAGAGAUUCUCCAUCCGGCAGAUCAGACAGCACAGCUGGUUCCGGAAGAAACACCCACUGGCCGAGACAUUGGUGCCCAUCCCACCCAGCCCAGACACCAAGGACCGGUGGCGCAGCAUGACAGUGGUGCCCUACCUGGAAGACCUGCAUGGCCACACUGAAGAGGAUGAGGAUGAGGAGCUAUUUGACCUUGAGGAUGGCAUCAUCUACACACAGGAUUUCACGGUGCCUGGACAGGUCAUGGAGGAGGAGGCGGGUCAGAAUGGGCAGAGCCGCAGCGUGCCCCGAGCACUUUGUGUGAAUGGCACUGAGAUCGGCAGGGUCAAGGCUGAUGCCCGAUCCAACCCUGUACGCAAGGCCUGUGCCAGCAGCAAGAUCCGCCGCCUGUCUGCCUGCAAGCAGCAAUGAGGGCAGCUGUCAGGACCAGGCGGAACCGCCUGCGGAGGCACCACAUGCACUUUAUGUCGCACCACUGGCCGAGCUCGCCGUCCUCCUUCGUUCGGCUCCUUUUCAAUGACAGGUGGACAGUGAGGGUGUUUGGAGCGGCGGGGCGCAGAGAAGACGCGGAGAGCUAGUUGCAGAGACGUUUAUGCUCAACAGAGACAAGGGGGUGGAGCAGGGCAGGGGCGCUGCGCCCCGUCUUUUGGCAAUAAAUAAAGCUUGGGAAACUUGAA